Molecule: messenger RNA, 342 nt
Organism: Cylindrotheca closterium
Lineage: Eukaryota; Bacillariophyta; Bacillariophyceae; Bacillariales; Bacillariaceae
Source: the annotation of a GenBank genome assembly
AUGAAGCAAUUUUCGUUCCUAGCAGCCCUUUUCAUCACUCUCUGCUGUGCCUCAAUGACGGAAGCCCGAGUUCAACGAGCUACCCGCCCAUCAGCAAGACUCUGGAGUCAACCAUUUAUCCGUCCCCAAUUCUUCAAUGUCCGACAAGUUCUGGAAAAAACCAACGGUGACUUGUAUUCUCAUGAUGACCACCAUCAGGACAUGAAAGAGCAGCAUCGUCAUCAUCAACAAAAGUCUAUUGAAAGCAUUCGUCAGCCUCAAAAGCAUCACGAUGACAACGCUUGUAAAUUCGUGUCGAGACAAGAAAUCAUUGCCCAACCAUUUUUGGAUUGCAUUGCCUAA